Molecule: messenger RNA, 3436 nt
Organism: Columba livia (rock pigeon)
Lineage: Eukaryota; Metazoa; Chordata; Aves; Columbiformes; Columbidae
Product: bMERB domain-containing protein 1
Exons: 7
Coding region: 108-686 (192 amino acids)
Source: RefSeq, a predicted model, not a curated record
CGGGAGCGGCGGGAGCGGCGGGAGCGGCGGGAGCGGCGGGAGCGGCGGGAGCGGCGGGAGCGGCGGGAGCGGCGGGAGCGGCGGGAGCGGCGGGAGCGCCCUGCAGCAUGGAGGACACCCGGACCCCUCCCCGAUACGGAUCGCUGGAGUCCACCCGCUGGCCGCCCGCCGGCGCGGGGCCAGAGGAUGAGAUUGUUUCCAUGGCUGACUCAACCACCACCAUUGAUGACAUCGAAGGAGAACUCUUCAAAAUUGAGAGGAUCAGGGAGAUCCUGGUGAGGAGGGAGUCCGAGCUGCGGUACAUGAUGGACGACAUUCAGCUUUGCAAAGAAAUCAGCCGGCUGAAAAAAGACCUUCAAAAACUCAUAGCCCUUCCAGAGAAUGAGAAGUCCAACGAGGAGAAGCAGAGGGAAGAGGAGCUGGUGCAGCAGAUACACAAGCUGGUGGAAACGCGGGAUUUCCUGGUGGACGAUGUGGAGUUUGAGAGGCUCAGGGAAAGGGAAGAAGACAAGGAAAUGGCAGAGUUCCUGCAAAGUAAGCUCUCCAAAAGCUACCUCCAGAAAGCAACUCCUGUCAAAGAGAAGAAAAUGACUUCCAGGGGGCAGCAAACCUCUGCACCUUACAUGACCAAGACAGGCCUCACCCUGCUCAAGGAGUGCUGUGGCUUCACCUGCUCCAUCAUGUAGGCCAGCCCAGCUCCUCUGCACAGGACAUGACCAUGGUCUCCAGCCAGAGUCCACGAUCUGCUCUUCUCCGAGAGGUUCAACUUCCCGUCAUUGUUCAUGCUUCCCACUGCAGCACCCCCGUCAAAGAGACUUCCCAAGAAGGCUGGUGCGAGCUUGAAUGAUGGCAUGUGUCCUUGGUGCCACAUCCACAGUCAUCUCCCCCAUGGCAUCUACGAACACCGAAUCCCACCCGAGCUCAGCUUGGAAGAGGUGUGUGCAGCAGCAGCAAGCGAGUCCAUGACAAAGAGGAGCAGUGUGGUCCUUCACCUGGACAGAGCAAUGAAAAAAGCACAGGGAGCUGAUGUUUGGAGAACAUUGUGCUCCACCAUCCAAGACAUGCUGAGGCCACAGACGAUGUCUCACCCUUAGCCCUGUACCACCUUGUGAGUCUCUGUGAGAUAAUUCCAGCGGAUUCUUGGUGGGGAAUGUCUCUGGUCUGGGUUUCGCUGUGUUUGCGUCGGUUUUAUUGCGAGGUGCUCUGUGGCACUGGGGGAGCUGAGCAGGGCGUGCAGGGCAGUGCCCAGAGCCGGCUGAGUGAAGGGCUAACGCUUGUGAAGUUGCCACCUGAACACAGGCCUGGUGUGGUUUACUACAGACAGACGAGCUGCUGUCCCCACCUCACCGGGUUUAGUUUUCAGCUCCAAGACAAAGGAGGAAAUUAGAGCAAAGAGAAAAGGAAAAAAAAUCAGAAGAACACGAUAACAUGCAGAAGGAAAUGAAAACUGAACAGGAGACUUGAAAAGUGGCAGGGGAAGCUGGAGACAGCGGGUGAGAGACACUCUCACUGCCAAGAGGGCACUCGGUCCUGCCCUGCGGUGCCCCAGCCAGCGCUGCUGGGCUUGGUGCCGUGAGCUGGACAUAAAGUCCUGUGCAAAGACUCAUGGCACCCUGAGGUCACCCACUGUCUCGGUUCCUGUUGUCCCUUCUGAGCAUGCCGAGGUGGCACAGCCAGGCCAUCACGACAGGACAGGGACUCUCUCGCUGGGUGCGAAGCCCUCUCACAUCUUCUGCCCUGUAGGCUGCUACGGCUUCACUGGUGGCCUGGGGUGGUCUCCCGUCUGGGUGGCUGCUCAAGAGCUCUGGCUGCCUUCUGGCCAAAACGCUGACUCCUCCAGCUCAGUUGCUGCAGUUACUGUGGGGUCUUGGGAUGGUGUUCCUGCCCGGGUCACUGUCCGACAUGCACAUGUCAGUGAGAUGGUCACAACCCAUUUGACUCUUUCCACUGUACCUAAUAGCACAUUCAUCCUUAUAAAACACAAUGCAGGUGGGAUCCUUCCUAGUGCCAUAUCAUAAGCAGAUCCAAGUCCCUCCUGCAUUUCUUUGCCAGCACAGCAACCCAGUGUGUGGGAACCUGUUCUCUAACCUUUGCAAAGGGGUUUCCACUCAUCCUACCCGAGCAAUCUCCUCCCACAUGGCUCUUACCAGCAGCCAGAAAGGUCCACAAACUAAACCAGUCCCUCUGUGUGCUCGCAGACCAGGGUGCAGGGCUCAGAGGGUCAUCUCUAGCAAAGCAGACCAUGCUUUGGUUCUCGUCAGCUCUGAAUUGACUUCAGUGGUCUCAGUCUGAAGCCGGAUUUGUGCUGCUUAUUGUUAAUGUCCUACAGCAUCCUACAACCACCACCUGCCGGUUCCUGGUGCUCUCCAUGCUUGGGAGAGGCUUCAGCGUGGGCUGGAGGAGCGCCCUGUAGAUCACAGAGGCAAAUAAAGCUCCUCUCUGCUUUGCCCACCCUGUGUAACGGGGUGAGGUGCAGUACACAGUUGAGGCUGUUGUCCAGGCAGGGGUGACACGCUGUCAUCAGUAGCAUCCAUCCUGGAGUUACAGGACAGCUUGGGCCACUCACUCCUUGCUCUUCCAGAAACUGUCCGGUGUCUCCUGUGCCUGGUGUCUGCAGUCACACACAUGGUGCAGUGCAGCUGUUUGCUUCGAUUCACAGAGACCAAAGGCUUGAGACCUACAAGCCCCCCCCUCACUGCCCCUGCCUUCCCCAGGGCCUUGGGAGGGAUGAUCAACUAAAAUAGUUUAUACGGUUGGACUGAGAGGGAGCCAAAGGCAAGGAAGGGCCCAUGUUUCAAAACCUGCUCCUCUAAUUCAUCCCUACCUCCACCCCACAAGGCCCUAAGAGCCAGACUUAGAAUCAUGGAAUCAUUUUAGUUGGAAGAAACCCUCAAGAUCAUUGGGCCCAACCAUAACCCACCCCCGGCACUGCCCCAUGUCCUGAGAACCUCACAUCCGUCUGUCCAACCCUCCAGGGAUGGUGACUCCAGCACUGCCCUGGGCAGCCUGUUCCAAUGCCCCACAGCCCUUUGGGGAAGAAAUUGUUCCCGAGAUCCAGCCUAAACUUCCCCUGAUGCAACUUGAGGCCGUUUUCUCUCAUUCUGUCACUUGUUACUUGGGAGAAGAGACCAAUACCCUCCAUGCUACAACUUCCUUUCAGGUAGAGAGUGAUAAGGUCUAAGUCUCCUUCUCUCCAGUGCUUGGGCAGGCAGGGAGGAUGGCCAGGGGAGAUGGGCAUGGUCCUGGCCUGUUCUGUUCUGUUUCCUGGCUGUGUUUGUGUGGCUGGUCGUGGAGAAGGAGUCAGGCUGCUGUCCUGCUCAUACGAUGCUAUUUGGCCUCUGUUUGGACUGAUGGCAAAGGUGCGCAGCACACAGGAGCGACACUGUUCAUGUGCAUUGAUUUCAACCCAAACAAAUAAAUGUCUGUUGGAAGCUUG